AAAGAGGAUUAGCCGACUGUGGAUAACCCUGCGAAACAAAAAAAAAAAAAAACAACUUUGGAUAAUUUGUCCCAACCAAAAAAAGUAAAAUCGCUAUAAAAAUCUCAAUAACUUCCUAAAAUCUUACACACACUCACUUCAAUUCACUUUUCAAUAUCCAAUCAAAGCAAUGAUUCUACAAACUACAACCUAUUCCUUCACAUUUUCAUCUCAACCCAUUUCAAGAAACAAUUUUUUCUUCAAAAAUCUCACCUUUUUCACUUCUCCUUUGUUGCCUAAAUCUUUUUUACCAAAUCUUGAUUGCAAGUUCUAUUUGGGUAAUAAAAGGAGUUCAAUCUUGAGUGUUGGUAGUGUAAAAAGUGAUUCAAGAAUCAUUCAGGCUACUUUGCUUGAAGCUCCUGUUUUGUGGGCUGGUAGAGUUUGUGUGUUUUAUGUACUCUUGAAAGCUGGUUUAGCUGGAUCUCCUUCUAAUCCUAUUGUCUCAGAUUUGGAGACUGGGAAUGCUGAUUUGGGUUUUGCCAAAUGGUUUGAAGAGUUACAAAGCAAACCAGAGAAGGAAGCUACUGACAGAAGGAAAUUAGUGAGCAAAUGGCAUCCUACCACAAAGGGGACUCUACGUCGAAAUUACAGGGUACCAUCCAAAACUGAAGGACGCCGCCUUCUCAGAUCCAUCGCAUCCUUGCUAUCAGAUGAUGACCACUUUAGAGAUGCCACUUCUCACAAGGGUUGUCAGAUUAGGAGGGAGAGUGCACAUGGAGAAAGUGUAUGUUGCAACAACGUGCGAGCAUUGUUUGAUGAACUCCCUACACCACAUCUUAUCGUCGAGAUCACCCCUUUCCCAGCGGGUCCUCUAACAGAAACUGAUUAUGCAAAGGCUGAAAAACUAGAGAGGGUACUUAGAUCAGGUCCUUCUGUCUGAUUAAAGAGUGUCAUGUUAAAACUCCUUUUUGUAUGUAUGUCUUCUCUUUGUACAUAAGCAAGAAAACAUCUUCUAAUGCUUUAUUUUCCAGGCUUAUCCAUUCUCCCAUUUCUCAACUAAA
Messenger RNA from Capsicum annuum, 1040 nucleotides. RefSeq lists its product as uncharacterized. The transcript has 4 exons. Lineage: Eukaryota; Viridiplantae; Streptophyta; Magnoliopsida; Solanales; Solanaceae. Gene Ontology annotation, cellular component: chloroplast envelope. The coding region runs from base 170 to 919 and encodes 249 amino acids. The record is from RefSeq and is a predicted model, not a curated record.